AUACAAAAGAGAUAUAUGGAGUGAUUCCAUAUAUUGCACCUGAGAUAUUUAUUAGAGAAAAAUAUACGACAGUAUCAGAUAUUUACAGUUUUGGAAUGAUUAUGUGGGAAAUGACAACUGGCCAAAAGCCUUUUUAUGAUCGUAAUCAUGAUGAAUAUCUUAUUCUUGAUAUUCUUAAUG
Molecule: messenger RNA, 180 nt
Organism: Racocetra fulgida
Lineage: Eukaryota; Fungi; Glomeromycota; Glomeromycetes; Diversisporales; Gigasporaceae
Source: the annotation of a GenBank genome assembly